Molecule: messenger RNA, 3325 nt
Organism: Procambarus clarkii (red swamp crayfish)
Lineage: Eukaryota; Metazoa; Arthropoda; Malacostraca; Decapoda; Cambaridae
Product: coiled-coil domain-containing protein 77
Cellular component (GO): centrosome
Source: RefSeq, a predicted model, not a curated record
UAAAUGUUGAUGAAGCAUGGAGCAGGUGAUGACGUAGGUCAUUAGUGUAGCAGGGGCAGAAGGAGGACCAAUCACAGCCUGGGACACAUCACACGCUCUAGCAUUUAAAAAUGGCCGCGGUGGAAAGGCUUAGAUCCUCAAUAAAGAGGGUCAACAGCUGUGGUAGGAGAAGUAGAGCAUCAACACCAGCUUCAAGCAAUGGUCAAGAUAUUAAUAUUGAUGAAGAACUUGCCAAGCUUCAACCUUCUGUGUGCCUUCUUGACUUCUACAGGCAGAAGAUUGCUACAUUUGGUGAAAGGCAACAAGAAAUGUUACAGUUACUGGAAAAAUACCAGCAAACAACAAAAUCUACAUUCCUUGAAGAGGAGCGAAGACAGCUAACAAGUGAACUUAUUGAACUUCGUUCUGCUUUAUCAGAUGUUAAUGUAUUUAUUCAUGCUGAACGUCAACAAGUUGUUCGAUUAUAUUCAGAAAAUGAAAGAUUAAAAUUGGAUAAUCUUGAAGCCGAAAAGAAAGUUGCUCUGUUACUGUCUCUGUGUGGCCUCUCAGAAGGGGAAUUGAAAGUAUUUCUGCGUGAUCCCUGCAGGACCACCAUCAUCAAGCAGAAGCUCCCGCCACACCUUAAAAAAAUUCACAUAAAGUUAAAGGAGGAUUUUCAAGAAACAGGGGAGAGUGAAGCUACAUUAGCCUUGAAAGCCUGUGUAAAGUCUCUUGAAACACAAUUAGAAGAGUCAGAUAAAACCUGGAGAAGAGAGAGAAAUGCAUUUAUUCAAGACAGAUCUCUCUUAGCUUCAGAAAGUAAAGCACAAGCAGCCAAGGAUGAAGCACACAUUAAGUUACUUACUGCCAGACUGGAAGAAGCUGAACGCCUUCUGAGUGAAACAGUUGAGGAUGCAUUAAGAAAAAGUGCUGACGUGCAGACAUUAGAAAUGACUUGGUUGGCCGAGCGAGAUCAUCUGCUGUCUGUUUUGUCAACAGUCCAAGAAAAUAUGCCAUUGGUCACUCAAAUGCAGACUAUUGGGAGAACUGGAAGCUACACUGAUCUUUCCAAGAUGAAAUCUACUUGUGAAUUAAAGGAUCUUCGACGUGAGAUUGAAUCAAUAAAGCGUGAAGCAAGUGAAGCAGAGGAAUUACGUACAAUGUAUGAAUCUCAGUGUCUGCAGCUUGAGCAGAAGAUGUGUAAACUUAGGGAACAGAAAGAAGCUGCUAUGCAAAUAUAUAAAGAGCGGAAUCAAAAACUACUCCAACAAAUAGAAAUGCUAAAGCAAGAUAAAAUUCGUUUAGAUGAACGUCGACGAACGGAUAUAAAAGGUUUUCAGGCUGAUAUUCGGCUUUUGAAAAAUGAUGUGAAAACUGUUGUCCAUCAGCUGUUUAAGAUUACGAUAACUUUGUCAGGAGCAGACAACCUACCUGUGGACAUCAGUGCUCUGAGUGAAAUGCAAGCUGUUGCAGCUCUGGUUAGGACUGUGCAAAAUGCAGUUGCUGAAACCAAGAGAAAGAUCCUGAAGCUGGAGAACGAAAUGAAUAAUCCCUCAGAUUAAACUUUUGCCUUGUGAAAACAAUGUACUGUUCUGUGAUAAAGCUGAUUUAAGUACAGUAUUAGGUUAAGUUUAAUUUUACAUGUGGUAAGUACAGUACCUGCUUUUUUUGUCAGCUAGCAAUGCCUCAACGAGCUCUGGCAAGUAUAGUUAAAUUCACAAUAAUAUUUCAGUAUUUUAGUAAUGAAAUAUUGAUGCUUCAAAAGUCAAGAAUACUGUGUACAAAAAAUAAAUAAAAAUAAAAAUAAUUAUAUCUCAUCGUUUUUAGUUCUUUGAGCUGGCAUUAUCAGUCAUCGUCUCUCAUUUUCAUUAUAAAGUAGAAAACUGCUAUACACAUACAUGAAAAUAUUUGUUCAACCUUUUUAGUUAAACAAUUAUCCAGUUGAAACAUUUGGUCUUUAACUCCAGAUUGAAAUUGAAAUUUUAGGACUUCCAGCUGUAUUUAAACUAUUUUCUACCACAUUUCUUGGAAAAACUCAAUAGCUUGAAAUAAUCGUCCAAGAUAUUAAUGAGAAAAAACUGUUUAGAACAUCCUAACUCUUCACAUACUUACACGUACACUCAGUUACUGCAGAUACAAAUAAAUAUGCACUUAAAUUGUCUUUGUCUUAUUGUAUACAAUUGCCUUAAAUUGAACGGGCAACUUACGUGAAUGCCUUUGCACAUGCAUUCAUGUAAGAUGCAAGUACUAGUCACAUCUGUGCACACACGAGUAUACAAAGCUUUCAUUCAUCCAUAUUAAUGACACCCGCAGAAUACACACUUGUGUCAGUGAUAUAUGAUUACACAUACAUGUUAGUGAAAUAUGACUUUACAUUAAUGUAAGUAAUAUGUGAUGAUAAAUGUACUCAUUAUCUACCCAGGCUUACAGUUUUAGCAUACAGUAGCAUCAUAAUGUAUUCUAAUCCAUGUAAAGGUGUUUUUAUUAUUUUUUUCCCAAUGUUUAAUUGAUAUUUUAAUCCAUACCCCUGGGCAGUGACACAUCCAGAAUCAUAAGGUAUACCAAUUAUUAAUUUACCAUCUUCAAGUUGUGAAGACCCAUUGAAAACCUUUAAAACAUAUUUUGAGUGUAUUUAUUUUGAAUUAGUCUACAAGAACAAAACAUGUCACCUUCUUGCAAUCAGAAGUUAAAAUGUGAGAGAUCAGUUUACUGUAGUGGCUCUUAAAAAGUUUAUCUGAAAAUAAAAAUAAAAAUAAGAAAAUAAUUGUGAAGGAAAAAAAGAAGCACUUAAAGAGAAAACACUCUAAAUUGGAAAAUUUACAGACAAGAAAACGUACUUAUUAGAUCUACCUUGAGGUUGGUUACCUUGAGGUGCUUCCGGGGCUUAGCGUCCUCCUGGUAAAUAAUUAUAUCUAUCUAUAUCUAGUUAGAUCUAGACGAGAUAUUAAAUAUAUCUAACUAGAUCUACUAGUUAGAUAUUAAAAAUAAAUUCUGAUUAAUGUUUUUGUGUGCAUGUAUAUACAUAUGGAGUGAUCAGGCGAAGUGUAUGAGCUUCAAAGUCAUCACUGUGAUUAUUAAUUUUAGUCGGUUUAUUACAAUGUUAUAAAUUUGAUCCUCAAAUACAGAUGGCUUCCAAUUGAUUGGUGCAAUUUUAAGAAGCUCAUUUCACAGCAAGAAUGUGAUUUGGUUAAUUACUUUUUCAGCCCCAUUUGAAAGAAAUAUAUAUUUUGCAUUAAAUGUUUUGCAAGAAUGUUUUUAAGACUAUUGUUAUGAACAAGGAUUUAAUUAGAUUGAUUUUAUAUAAUACUAUUUUUUGUAAAUAGUAAAUUUUCAGCACACUGUUACA